Chara braunii is the source of this 1787-nucleotide messenger RNA. The record is from the annotation of a GenBank genome assembly. Lineage: Eukaryota; Viridiplantae; Streptophyta; Charophyceae; Charales; Characeae.
UCUGCAUACAGUGCGCUGGUCUUUGGGGAUCGCGGGCGGGAGCUGCCAGAAGUGGCGUCUGCUACCUCUUCUUCCACGGCAUUUCAGCCGAGGAGAGGGAGGGGGCGACUCCAGGCGCACAGCUCCGAGAGCGGCGAAGUGGGGCAGCCGCUGUGUUAUUAUCUGUUGCCAUUGCCGGAACUGCUCAUCUGUUGCUGGGCGCGCGGAGACGAGAGCAAGGUGAGGCGAGAAGURAAGAAGAAGAGGAUAAGGCAAGGCACAGGGUUCUCCAGUCCGACGUGUGAACGAUGGCGGUGAUGGUGGUCCUGCUGUUGCUCGGGCUUCUCCAGCUUGCUGUUCCUGGACUCGCUCAAAGUCCGCCAUCUGGUACGGUAAAGAUCACCAAGUUCACAUAUUCUGGCAGUGGCUGUCCGCGUGGAAGUGCCGAGGGCGUUGUCUCCUCCGACGGACAGACGCUCACUCUCAUUUUCAGCAAGUACACGGUGUCCACCCCAGGAAGUACAUCCAAUCGGCGGAAAAACUGCCAAGUGGGCGUCACUCUGAUGUAUCCUACUGGGUUCACGUUUACUCUGGGSACUGUGACAUUCCGAGGGUACGCCCAGUUCGAGCAAGGAGUCAAGGGUACACUGGCAGCCGCGUACUACUUCUCAGGUAUCCAAGGUACAGUCAGAGUCUCGCGCAACCUGCCUCCUCCCGUGGAAGGCAACUUUGAGUUCACUGACCAGUUUGUAACCUUUGUCUAUCAACCGUGUGACCGUCAGCCGUUGAUGCUCAAUCUCAAUUCCGAGGCAAGAGUGAUGCCUCCACCCUCGCCGAGCAAAAGCGCGGGCUUGAUCACCGUCGAUUCUCAGGAUCUGAGCCUCAGACAGCUUUUCCGUCUGCGCUGGAAGAAGUGCUAAGGGAAUACUCGUACUAAAGCUUUUCUGGAGCAGCUGGCGGCAAAUGCAGGCAGAUCCAGUUCAGAAAGUCGUAGUGUGAGCAUGCCCUAAGCUGAAUUAACCAGGCGUCGACGGUCGUUCGACAGCAGCAAGCUACUUGGAGAGAAGCAGGAUGAGCGACUGGUAGGGGAUCAACUUGGAUGGAUUAAUCUAUCGGUCCGCAGCAGCUGCAUUCUCAGGGUGGGGGCGGUCAGCUAGGAAGUGGCGACAUCACCGACACAGGCAAUCGAACGUGUGUCCAAGAACACUUUUUUGUCGCUGAUGGAGCUCACUAGGAAGCCCAGCCAGUUGUGGAACUGGUCAGUCUACGAUCAAUAUUAUAUAUAGUAAGUCUAGCUGGCGAGCGAGUUUCCAAGUCAUUUAGUUUAUAGUCCUGGAUAAGAACACGCUGGCAUCUAGCACUUCCGGUGGGGAAGACCCCAAGCCGAGUGCGAGAACUGUUGCAUAAAGAUAAAAGUAGACCCGCGUAGCAAACAAGGCAGGCUACUUAGCUCUCUCUCUCUCUCUCUCUCUCUCUCUCUCUCUCUCUCUCUCUCUCUCUCUCUCUCUCNUCUCUCUCUCUCUCUCUCUCUCUCUCUCUCUCUCUCUCUCUCUCUCUCUCUCUCUCUCUCUCUCUCUCUCUGUGUGUGUGUGUGAGUGUGUGUGUCUGUGGUUCGCUAGCUCAAUGUGUGCCUUUGUGACGCACAUCUUUAGAGUGUGAGUCGACGCCCACAGAAGGCCCUCAGCGUUGGAGUUUAAUUCAGAGGGAGUAUCUCGACCGCCGAAGAAGCACGACGUGGAAUAGUAGCGUGACCAUGAUCUCUUCUCGUAAGGAAGAAUCGUCUUUUCCAAUGAAUUCCUGCCUAUGUU